AUGUACGAUACAAAGGCUGGAAAUUUGGAUUUUGUCAAUGGUGUGGACUCGUUUGUGCAGACUGCCAAGGCACACAAGAAUCUACAAGAUGAUGGCUACGUGUAUUGCCCAUGCAUUGAUUGCAAAAAUCAGAAGCAGUUUGGCAAUGUUGAGCAGAUCCGCUUUCAUCUGUUAUUUAGAGGUUUUAUGCCCAACUACCAAGUUUGGAACAAGCACGGUGAAGUUGGUGAGACAAUGCACUCCGUCCAUGAGGACAGGCAUGAAACAGUGGAGGAAACAACUAACCCGGAAAUAGUAGAGGAAACCGAACAUGAAAGCGUAAAUGAAACCAUGCAGGAAACAUUAGUUGCUGAUGAUGUUGUGGAUGCACUAGACCAGAUGAUACGUGAUGCGGAACCGGACUUUCUUGACAAAAAGAAUCUGAAGAAGUUGGAGCAGAUGAGGAUAGAUGCAAGAACACCACUUUACCCAAGUUGCAGCGUGUCUAAACUUGAAGCAAACCUGAUGCUAUUGGAGAUGAAGUCUAGUAAUGGUUUGUCAGACAAGGGAUUUGAUGAUUUGUUAAGCUUAUUGCAGAAGUUGCUGCCAAGCCCUAACGGGUUGCCUGAAAACACAUACCAGGCGAAGCAAAUGAUUUGCCCAAUGGGACUGGAGGUACAAAAGAUCCAUGCAUGCCCUAAGGAUUGCAUCUUGUAUCACGGCAAAUAUGAAGACUUGGAUGCAUGUCCAGUGUGCUCAGCUUCACGGUACAAAUGUCCUGAAUCAGCAUUGUCAAUGAAAGGUGACCGCAACAAACGACCACCUGCCAAGGUCGUCUGGUAUUUUCCUAUCAUUCCUCGUUUGAAACGGUUGUUUGCAAACGCGAAGACUGCCAAGCUAAUGAGGUGGCAUGCCGAAGAUCGACUCGUUGAUGGGAAUCUCAGACACCCUGCAGAUGGUUCACAGUGGAGAGCUAUCAACUACAAAUACAAGAAUCGGUUUGCAAAGGAAAUAAGAAACAUAAGAUUUGGUUUGAGUACGGAUGGGAUGUGUCCUUUUAACAUGGUGAGCAGCAAACACAGUACGUGGCCUGUAACUCUUUGCAUAUACAACCUUCCUCCUUGGUUGUGUAUGAAGCGGACCUACAUCAUGAUGCCAUUACUAAUCCAAGGGCCAAAACAACCUGGAAAUGAUAUCGAUGUGUAUUUGGAACCACUGGUGGAUGAUCUAAUGAAGUUGUGGAAUGAUGGUGUCAAGGUGUGGGAUGAGUACAAGCGAGAACACUUCACUCUGAAGGCAAUGUUGUUUGUAACAAUCACAGACCUUCCCAGCCUUGGUAGCUUAGCAGGCCAAGUAACGAAGGGUUACAAGGGAUGUGUGGUUUGUUUGGAUGAUACCGACGCAAGAUGGUUGAAGAAUAGCAACAAAAUGGUUUACAUGGGUCAUCGUAGGUUCCUUCCAAAGGCUCACCCAUAUCGCCGGAACAAGAAAUCCUUUGAUGGUACAAGGGAUGAACGUUUACCUCCCAAGUUUCUAGAUGGGAAAGAGAUAUACAAGAAGGUUAGUAAACUAAGAGUUGUACUAGGAAAGGGCAAAGGAAGUGUACCCGCUCCAGCUGAUUCGUUGUGGAAAAAAAAUUCCUUGUUCUGGAGACUCCCUUAUUGGCAAGACUUGAUUGUUCGUCACGCACUUGAUGGCAUGCAUCUAACUAAAAAUGUUACCGAGAGCACGCUCGGAACAUUAAUGGCCAUGAAAGGUAAAGGAAAAGACUCACUUGAAACUCGACAGGACCUGCAAGAUAUGAAUGUCAGAAGUGAGCUGCAUCCAAUUACUCAAUAUGAUGGGAAGACGAAGCUUCCGGUUGCAUCUUGCACCUUGGAUAAAAUUGAGAAAAAGAAAAUUUGUAGCUUCUUCCACGAACUCAAAGUGCCAAUGGGCUACUCAUCAAACAUCAGAAGGCUUGCGAACAUGAAGGAGUUAAAGUUCAACAUGAGCUGCAUGAAGGCCCAUGACUGCCACGUCAUUAUGACACAGUUGCUCCCAAUUGCUCUGAGGGGCGUGCUUCCCGUGAAGGUCAGAGAUCCGAUCAUAAAGUUGUGCUCAUUCUUCAACGCAAUCUCACACAAGGUCAUAGACCCAAACACACUUGACAAGCUGCAAGCAGACCUGAUUCACACAAUUAAUCGGCUCGAGAUGCAUUUUCCACCAACUUUCUUUGAUAUAUCGGUGCAUCUUAUCACUCACCUUGUUGCCCAGAUAAAAGCUCUUGGUCCAAUCUUCUUGCAUCAGAUGUUUCCUUUCGAGAGGUUGAUGAGUGUUCUAAGAAAAUAUGUUCGGAAUAGAUAUCGUCCAGAAGGGUGCAUGGUUAAUGGAUGGUCUACAGAGGAGGCAGUUGAGUUCUGCACAUACUACCUGGAUCUUAAUAGAAUGGGAGUUCCAGUAUCUCGUCAUGAGGGAAGGCUGGGGGCAGAGGUAUGA
Messenger RNA from Panicum virgatum (switchgrass), 2457 nucleotides. RefSeq lists its product as uncharacterized. The record is from RefSeq and is a predicted model, not a curated record. NCBI's taxonomy places the organism in Eukaryota, Viridiplantae, Streptophyta, Magnoliopsida, Poales, Poaceae. The coding region runs from base 1 to 2457 and encodes 818 amino acids. The transcript has a single exon.